AUGGAAACCUGUGACUCCCCUCCUAUCUCAAGGCAGGAAAAUGGGCAGAGCACAUCAAAGCUGUGUGCGGCAGCCGCGGCGACACAACUUGAUAAUGAGGUGCCAGAGAAAGUUGCAGGCAUGGAGCCUGACAGGGAGCACGGCUCCUCUGCGGCGGAUGGCAACCUGAACGCCAACGAGGCCUCAGCCGAGGAGCAGCAGCAGCAGCAGCAGCAGCAGCGAGGCCCCCAGGACGGCUUGCUGGGCCUGGGCCUGGGCCUGGGCCUGGGCAGCGGCCAGCAUGCCCCCUCGGGCCCGCAGCUGGCCACAGCCAAGGAGAUCCCAUGCCACGAGUGCGCCGGCUCCUUCCCCAGCCUGCAGAAGUACAUGGAGCACCACUGCCCCAACGCCCGCCUGCCCGUCCUGAGGGAUGACCACGACAGCGAGGCCAGCGAGCUGGAGGACAGCGACGUGGAGAACCUCACCGGGGAGAUCGUGUACCAGCCCGACGGCUCGGCCUACAUCAUCGAGGACCCCAAGGAGGCCGGGGGUCCCCAUGCACCUGCAGCCACCGCCACCUCCACCUCCACCGCCGGGGUGCACGGCCAGCUGCUCUCGGCCGCCCGCUUCCUGGACUCCCUGGCCGCCGCCGCUGCAGGGGGGGACCAGGGCGACCAGGCGGCCCCCGCCCCGCUGUCCUUCUACCCGCAGAUCAUCAACACCUUCCACAUCGCUUCGUCGUCGUCCCUCGGGAGGCCCUUCCCGGCCGACCAGGCCUUCCCAAAUACCUCAGCCUUGGCAGGAGCCGGCCCGGUGCUGCACAGCUUCAGAGUCUACGACCUGCGGCACCAGCGAGACCAGGACUAUCUCGCCAGCGACGGCUCGGCCAAGCACAAGUGCGUGUCCAAAGAUGUGCCCCCCGGCGGCCCGGACCCGGACCCGGACCCGGACCUGGACCUGGACCUGUCCCGGUUCGACGGCGGCGUGAGCGACGGCCGGAGGAAGCCCGUGCUCAUGUGCUUCCUGUGCAAGCUCAGCUUCGGCUACACGCGCUCCUUCGUGUCGCACGCCGUGCACGACCACCGCCUGGCGCUCAACGCGGGCGAGCAGCGGCUGCUGCGCGGCAAGGGCGUCUCCGCCAUCAUCCAGGGCAUCGGCAAAGACAAGGAACCUCUGAUCAGCUUUCUGGAACCAAAAAAACCCACCCCCUCCGCCCACCCCCACUUUUCCACCGCAAACCUCAUCGGCCCCCCGGACCCGGCCGCCGCCUCCGCCGCUGCCGCUGCCGCCGCCGCCGCCGCCUUCCGCGGCCUCUGGGGCGCGUUCCGCGUGGAGAACGGGGACCCCCUGCCCCCGCCCCCGCCGCCCCCCCAGCCGCCGGGCUUCGCCUUCUUAAAAGGGAGCUCGUCGGGGGGCCUGGCGUCCUCCCUGUCGUCCUCGUCCUCCAGCCCAGCAGCUGAGCUGGGGGUCCCCCCGAUGAUGCCAAAGGCGGACCCUGCAAACCUGGGGGGGCUGUCGUCCAGCCUCGUCGCCAACACCCCGAUUACCUCCGUGUCCCUCGGCCACCCAGCAGCGUCCGAGGCCAGCAAGAUGCCCGAGGGCAGCAAAGACCAAGAGAACAGCUGUGAACGGCCCCAGGGGAGCCCCGCGGGGCGCCCGGGCGGUGGCGGCACCGUUACCCCAGAUUGCCCGGUCAAGCGCGAGCCCCCCGAGGCGGCCGACGAGGACGAGGAGGAGGAGGAGGACGCCUUCUCCUCCAAUGACCUGGACGAUGACGAGGAGGCGAUGGGCGAACUCGCCGAUCACAGUAUGGGCCACAAAGAUUUCCCGCUCUUAAACCAAAGCAUUUCUCCUCUGUCCUCCAGCAGCAGCGUGCUAAAGUUCAUCGACAAGGGCCCCCCGUCCUCCUCCUCCUCCUCUUCCUCCUCCUCCUCCGAGGACCCCGAGAAGAAGAAGCAGCAGCAGCAGCAGGCGGCCGCCCCCCGGGCCCAUCCCUAUGGCCUGGGGGGCAAGGACGGGGCCCCGGAGGCCGGGGGUGCGGGGAAGGACAGCGCCCCGGCCCCUCAGGCCCCCCAUCCCUGCGACCCGGGCCGGGGGGCCGCCGAGGAGGACAGCGGCGCGGCCCCCCCUCACCAGCACCACCACCACCCCGGCUUCGCGCCCAGCGCGCCCGGCACCCCGGGGCCCGGAGGCGGGGACGGCUCCCCCGGAGGCGGCGGCGGCAGCGGCAUCGAGUGUCCCAAGUGCGACACGGUGCUGGGGUCCUCGCGCUCCCUGGGCGGCCACAUGACCAUGAUGCACUCCAGGAACUCGUGCAAGACCCUCAAGUGUCCCAAGUGCAACUGGCACUACAAGUACCAGCAGACGCUGGAGGCGCACAUGAAGGAGAAGCACCCGGAGCCGGGGGGCUCGUGCGUGUACUGCAAGACCGGCCAGCCGCACCCCAGGCUGGCGCGCGGCGAGAGCUACACGUGCGGCUACAAGCCCUUCCGCUGCGAGGUGUGCAACUACUCCACCACCACCAAAGGCAACCUCAGCAUCCACAUGCAGAGCGACAAGCACCUCAACAACGUGCAGAACCUGCAGAACGGCGGCACGGGUGAGCAGGUGUUCGGCCACGCCGCCGCCUCCGUAUCGGCCCCCAACGCCGGCCUGGGCGGCGGCUGCGGGACCCCGUCCCCGUCCAAGCCCAAGCAGAAGCCCACCUGGCGCUGCGAGGUGUGCGACUACGAGACCAACGUGGCCAGGAACCUCCGCAUCCACAUGACCAGCGAGAAGCACAUGCACAACAUGAUGCUCCUGCAGCAGAACAUGAAGCAGAUCCAGCACAACCUGCACCUGGGCCUGGCGCCGGCCGAGGCCGAGCUCUACCAGUACUACCUGGCCCAGAACAUCGGCCUGACCGGCAUGAAGCUGGAGAGCCCCGCCGACCCGCAGCUGAUGCUCAGCCCCUUCCAGCUGGACCCGGCCACGGCCGCCGCCCUGGCCCCCGGACUCGUAAAUAAUGAGCUGCCGCCUGAAAUCCGGCUUGCCAGUGGUCAGCUAAUGGGUGAUGACCUGUCCCUCCUUACUGCAGGAGAGCUGUCACCUUAUAUCAGUGACCCGGCAUUGAAGCUCUUCCAGUGUGCUGUGUGCAACAAAUUCACCUCUGACAGCCUGGAGGCCCUGAGCGUGCAUGUGAGCAGCGAGCGCACCCUCCCCGAAGAGGAGUGGAGGGCUGUAAUUGGAGACAUCUACCAGUGCAAGCUCUGCAACUACAACACGCAGCUCAAAGCCAACUUCCAGCUCCACUGCAAGACCGACAAGCACAUGCAGAAGUACCAGCUGGUGGCUCACAUCAAGGAGGGAGGCAAAAGCAACGAGUGGAGGCUCAAGUGCAUCGCCAUUGGCAACCCCGUCCACCUGAAGUGCAACGCCUGCGACUACUACACCAACAGCGUGGAUAAGUUACGCCUGCACACCACCAACCACAGGCACGAGGCAGCCCUGAAACUCUACAAGCACCUGCAGAAGCAAGAGAGCGCGGCCAACCCGGAGUCCUGCUAUUACUACUGCGCCGUGUGCGACUACUCCACCAAGGUCAAGCUCAACCUGGUGCAGCACGUGCGCUCCGUGAAGCAUCAGCAGACCGAGGGCCUGCGCAAGCUCCAGCUCCACCAGCAGGGCCUGGCCCCCGAGGAUGACAACCUCGGCGAGAUCUUCUUCGUGAAAGACUGCCCACCGAGUGAGCUUGAAUCUGCCUCUUUGGGAGCCAGGGCCUGUGAGGAUGACCUGUCGGAGCAGCCGCUGAGAGUUACCCCAGAAGAACCGAGUGAGGAGCCAGAAGGACCUCUGAAGCCGACACCGGCGGCCGAAGAGGAUGAGAAAGACACAAACGAGAGGGACGCUGGUGAAGGCAAAAACUCCUCCAGUAAAGAGCCCGGAAUAAUCACACCGGAGAAGGAGCUGAAGGUCGGUGUACUGGGAGCGACCCAGCCACUCCUGCUGGCGAAGGAAGAAGAUGUCACAACCAAACGGUCAAAAGCUACAGAGGACAAUAAAUUCUGUCACGAACAGUUCUAUCAGUGUCCUUAUUGUAACUACAAUAGUAGGGACCAAAGCCGCAUCCAGAUGCACGUCCUGUCGCAGCACUCGGUGCAGCCUGUGGUCUGCUGUCCCCUCUGCCAGGACGUCCUCAGCAACAAGAUGCACCUGCAGCUGCACCUGACGCACCUGCACAGCGUGUCCCCGGACUGCGUGGAGAAGCUGCUCAUGACAGUGCCUGUGCCAGAUAUGAUGAUGCCAAACAGUUUGCUGCUGCCCGCAGCUGCCUCUGAGAAGUCGGAGCGGGACACGCCGGCAGCCGGCACGGCCGAGGGGGCUGGGAGAUAUUCAGGUGAGAGUCCAGUGGAUGACAAGAGCAUGGCAGGUCUCGACGAUGCCAAGGCCGGUGUGGAAAUCAAGAGCGAGGAGCAGAAACCAGCCAGAGAGCCCGUGGACGCGUCCGAGUGGAGCAAACAUGGCAGCAAGGACGCGAAGAUCCCCGACGCCCUGGCGGACCCGCUGAGCGAGCAGCAGAAGCGGCAGCCGCUGGCGGUGUCCGACCGCCACGUGUACAAGUUCCGCUGCAACCACUGCAGCCUGGCCUUCAAGACCAUGCAGAAGCUCCAGAUCCAUUCCCAGUACCACGCCAUCCGCGCCGCCACCAUGUGCAGCCUCUGCCAGCGCAGCUUCCGCACAUUCCAGGCUUUAAAAAAACACCUGGAGGCCGGCCACCCCGAGCUGGGCGAGGCCGAGCUCCAGCAGCUCUACGCCUCCCUGCCCGUCAACGGGGAGCUGUGGGCCGAGGGCGAGGCCGUGGCCCCCGACGACCCCGCCCUGGAGCAGGAGAUGGAGAGGGAGUACGAGGUGGACCCGGAGGGGAAGGCCAGCCCCGUGGGGAGCGACAGCAGCUCCCUGCCCGACGACAUGGGCUCCGAACCAAAGCGGACCCUGCCCUUCCGGAAAGGGCCCAACUUCACCAUGGAGAAGUUCCUCGACCCGUCUCGCCCGUACAAGUGCACCGUGUGCAAGGAGUCCUUCACCCAGAAGAACAUCCUCCUGGUCCAUUACAAUUCCGUGUCGCACCUGCACAAGCUGAAGAAGGUGCUGCAGGAGGCCUCCAGCCCCGUGCCCCAGGAGCCCGGCGGCGGCGGCGGCGCCGACAACAAGCCCUACAAGUGCGGCGUCUGCAACGUGGCCUACAGCCAAAGCUCCACCCUGGAGAUCCACAUGCGCUCCGUGCUGCACCAGACCAAGGCCCGGGCCGCCAAGCUGGAGCCCGGCGGCGCCCACGGCCUCGGCCAGGCCGGCGUGGGCAGCCCCGGCCCGGGCAUGCUCGAGUCCAUGAGCUUAGCCUCCUCCGUCAGCAGCAAAGAUACCCACUUAGAUGCCAAAGAAUUGACUAAGAAGCAGACCCCUCCGGAGCUGCUCUCGGCGCAGCCGUCCCCGCACCACCCGCCGCCGCAGUCCCCGGCGCAGCUGCAGAUGCAGCUCCAGCACGAGCUGCAGCAGCAGGCCGCCUUCUUCCAGCCGCAGUUCCUCAACCCCGCCUUCCUGCCGCACUUCCCCAUGACCCCCGAGGCGUUGCUCCAGUUCCAGCAGCCGCAGUUCCUCUUCCCCUUCUACAUCCCCGGCGCCGCCGAGUUCAGCCUGGGCCCCGAGCUGGGCCUGCCGGGCUCGGCGGCCGCCUUCGGGAUGCCCGGCAUGGCCGCGGGCAUGGCGGGGUCCCUGCUGGAGGACCUGAAGCAGCAGAUCCAGACGCAGCACCACGUGGGCCAGACCCAGCUGCAGCUCCUGCAGCAGCAGGCCCAACAGUACCAGCCCCCGCUGCCGGCUCAGAAGCCCGCCGCGCAGCAGCCUCUGCAGCCGCCGGCCAGCAAGCUCCUGAAGCCGGACCAGGCCGCCACCCUGGCCGGGGGGGCCGAGGGCCCGGCCACCAAGGACGGCCCGGCUUACAAGGAGGCCGAAGACGGUGCAGACAAGCAAGACAAACCAAAGCAAGACUUCGCCGGGGACGGGGAGGGGCCCAAAGAAGGCAGAGACGCCAAGAAGCCCAAGUCCCUGGAGCCACCCAUCCCGCCGCCCCGGAUCGCCUCGGGGGCCCGGGGCAACGCGGCCAAGGCCCUGCUAGAGAACUUCGGCUUCGAGCUGGUCAUCCAGUACAACGAGAACCGGCAGAAGGCGCAGAAGAAGGGCCGGGGCGGCGGCGGUGGCGGCGGCGACGGGGACGGCUCUGGCGCGGACAAGCUGGAGUGCGGCACCUGCGGCAAGCUCUUCUCCAACGUGCUCAUCCUCAAGAGCCACCAGGAGCACGUGCACGGCCAGUUCUUCCCCCGCGGCGCCCUCGAGAGCUUCGCCCGCCAGUACCGGGAGGCCUACGACAAGCUCUACCCCAUCGCGCCGCCCUCGCCCGAGACCCCGCCGCCUCCCCCUCCUCCUCCGCCGCCCCCGCCUGCCCCGCUGCCCCCGGGGGGGCCCCCUCAGCCGUCCCCUCUGGGGUCCGUGAAAAUGCCCAGCUCCGGGGUGUCCGCUCCCCUGCAGGCCCCGCCCCCGACGCCCCCUCCACCCCCGCCGCCCCCUCCGCCUCCCCCGCCGCCUCCCCCUCCUCCGCCGCCCCCCUCGGCGGCGCCCCCGCCGCAGGUGCAGCUGCCCGUGUCCCUGGACCUGCCCCUCUUCCCGUCCAUCCUGAUGCAGCCCGUGCAGCACCCGGCGGCCGCGCUGCCCCCGCCCCUGGCCCUGCAGCUGCCCCCGCCCCAGCUGGACGCGCUGUCCGCCGCCGACCUGGCGCAGCUGUGCCAGCAGCAGCUCGGCCUGGACGCCGGCGGCUUCCUGCGCCACUCGGCGCAGUUCAAGCGGCCUCGGACCCGCAUCACCGACGACCAGCUCAAGGUCCUGCGGGCCUACUUCGACAUCAACAACUCGCCGGGCGAGGAGCAGGUGCAGGAGAUGGCCGAGAAGUCGGGCCUGUCGCAGAAGGUCAUCAAGCACUGGUUCCGCAACACGCUCUUCAAGGAGCGCCAGCGCAACAAGGACUCGCCCUACAACUUCAGCAACCCGCCCGUCACGGCGCUGGAGGAGCUGCGCCUGGAGCCCCCGCCGCCCUCGCCGCUGGAGCCCCCCUACAGCAAGGGGGACCCCGCCUUCAGCAAGCGCUCCUCCCGCACGCGCUUCACCGACUACCAGCUGCGCGUCCUGCAGGACUUCUUCGACACCAACGCCUACCCCAAGGACGACGAGAUCGAGCAGCUCUCGGCCGUCCUCAACCUGCCCACGCGCGUCAUCGUGGUGUGGUUCCAGAACGCGCGGCAGAAGGCGCGCAAGAGCUUCGAGAACCAGGCGGAGGCGCGGGAGGGCGGCGGCGGCGGGGACAAGCGCGAGCUGACGGCCGAGCGCUACGUGCGCACGGGCGGCGGGCAGUACCAGUGCAAGAAGUGCGCCGCCGCCUUCGCGCGCAUCUUCGACCUCAUCACGCACCAGAAGCGGCAGUGCUACAAGGACGAGGACGACGAAGCCGCCGGGCAGGACGAGAGCCAGACCGAGGACUCCAUGGACGCCACCGACCAGCUGGUGUUCAGGCACUGCGCCUCCUCCUCCUCCUCCUCCGGCCAAGGGGACGCGGCCAGAGGCGCCACCACGGCCCCCGCAGCGGGCAGCUCCGGCUCCGGCACGAGCACCCCUCUGAUGCCAUCGCCUAAGCCCGAGCCCCCCGAGAAGACCUCCCCCAAGCCUGAGUACCCCGCAGAGAAGCCAAAGCAGAGCGAGCCCUCCCCCACUGCGCAAGGCCCCAAGCCGGCCCCAUCUUCGGUGUCCACCUCCUCCUCGGACCCACCGCAGGCUUCAGGGGCCCAGGCCCAGCCCAAGCUGUCCAUGGGGAGGCCCCCCUCGGCCUCGCAGACGCCGGUGCCCGUGCCGUCCAGCCCCCUGCCGCUGCCCCUGGCGCCCCUGCAGAACAGCCUACCUCCGCCGCAGCUGCUCCAGUACCAGUGCGACCAGUGUGCCGUGGCCUUCGCCAGCCCCGAGCUCUGGCAGGAGCACCAGCACAUGCACUUCCUGGCCGCCCAGAACCAGUUCCUGCACUCGCCCUUCCUGGAGAGGCCGCUGGACAUGCCCUACAUGAUCUUCGACCCCAACAGCCCCCUGAUGGCCACCGGGCAGCUGCUGGGCGGGUCCCUGGCCCCGAUGGCACCCCAGGGGGGCGCCUCCCACCCGGCGGGCCCCGCUGCUGCUGCCGUGGCGGCCUCGCUGAAGCGGAAGCUGGAGGACAAGGAGGACCCGGCCGCCUGCGGCAGCGAGAAGGACGCGGGGGGCGCUGGCGGCGAGGACCAGCACCGCGACAAGCGCCUGCGCACCACCAUCACGCCCGAGCAGCUGGAGGUGCUCUACGACAAGUACCUGCUGGACUCGAACCCCACCCGCAAGAUGCUGGACCACAUCGCGCGCGAGGUGGGCCUCAAGAAGCGCGUGGUGCAGGUCUGGUUCCAGAACACGCGCGCCCGCGAGCGCAAGGGCCAGUUCCGCGCCGUGGGCCCCGCCGCGCAGUCCCACCGGCGCUGCCCCUUCUGCCGCGCGCUCUUCAAGGCCAAGUCCGCGCUGGAGAGCCACGUCCGCUCCCGCCACUGGAGCGAGGGCAAGCCGGCGGGCUACAGCCUGCCCCCCAGCCCGCUGCUGGCCGCGGAGGACGGCGGCGAGAGCCCCCAGAAAUACAUCUACUUCGACUACCCGCCGCUGCCGCUGGCCAAGGGGGACCCGUCGAGUGAGAACGAGCUGGCGUCCACCGCAUCCACGCCCGCGAGCAAGACGGCCGAGCUGUCCCCCAAGCGCCUGCUCAGCCCCUCGUCGUCCUCCUUCAAGGCCGAGGGCCCCGAGGAUGGGGAGCCCCUGGGCGCCCCUCCCGCCGCCGCCGAGGCCGCCUACGACCCGAGCAAAGCGGCCGCGGACUUGGACGAGACGUCGUCCGUGACCACAGCCCUCAGCGACGCGUCCACGGGCGACGAGGCCGGCGCCGAGGUGGAGAGCACCCUGGGGGGCUCCGGGGACGGGGGGAAGCCGGCCCUGUCCCCCAAAGAGCCCAGAGCCCUCGAUGCAUUGCCAAAAACCGCUGCCGCCACGCCCCCCGCGGAGGCAUGCGAGGAGGAGAAGUUCCUCUUCGCCCUCACCAGCCCCUCCUCCGUGCACUUCGGCGACAAGGACAUGGGCGACCACGACCAAAGCUUCUACAUCACCGACGACCCCGAUGACGCCGCCGACCGCAGCGAGACAUCCAGCAUCGCCGACCCGAGCUCGCCGAACCCCUUCGGGUCCGGGUCCGGGUCCGGCGGCAGCAACCCUUUCAAGUCCAAAAGCAGCAGCAGCAGCAAUGACCACCACCGGCCGGGCCACAAGCGGUUCCGGACUCAGAUGAGCAACCUGCAGCUCAAGGUGCUCAAGGCGUGCUUCGGGGACUACCGCACGCCCACCAUGCAGGAGUGCGAGCUGCUGGGCAGCGAGAUCGGCCUGCCCAAGCGCGUGGUGCAGGUGUGGUUCCAGAACGCGCGCGCCAAGGAGAAGAAGUUCAAGGUCAACAUCGGGAAGCCGUUCCCGGUCACCCAGGGCGGCGGCGAGGGCGCCAAGCCCGAGUGCUCGCUGUGCGCCGUCAAGUACUCGGCCCGCCUGUCCAUCCGGGACCACAUCUUCUCCAAACAGCACAUCGCCAAGGUGAGGGAGUCGGUGGGCAGCCAGCUGGACCGGGAGAAGGACUACCUGGCGCCCACCACCGUGCGGCAGCUCAUGGCGCAGCAGGAGCUCGACCGCAUCAAGAAAGCGUCGGACGUGCUGGGCCUGGCGGUGCAGCAGCCCGGCGUGGUGGACAGCGGCCCGCUCCACGGCAUCGGCCUCCCCGCGGCCUACCCCGGCCUCCCCGGGCUCCCGCCGGUCCUCCUCCCCGGGAUGAACGGGCCGUCCUCCCUGCCCGGGUACCCACAGAACUCAAACACUUUGACGCCUCCCGGCGCAGGCAUGCUUGGGUUCCCCUCUUCAGCCACUCCGUCUCCCGCCCUGUCUCUCAGCAGUGCCCCCGCCAAACCGUUGCUGCAGACUCUACCACCUCCACCUCCUCCUCCAUCCUCUCUGUCAGCACAGCAGACCGAGCCGCAGAACAAAGAACCGGAGAAGAAGCAAAGUAAGCCAAACAAGGUCAAGAAGAUCAAAGAGGAGGAACUGGAAGCCACCAAACCCGAGAAGCACCCCAGAAAAGAGGAAAAAAUCUCAUCUGCUCUUUCCGUGCUGGGCAAAGUCGUGGGCGAGACGCACGUGGAUCCGACCCAGCUGCAGGCCCUGCAGAACGCCAUCGCCGCCGGCGACCCCGCGUCCUUCCUGGGCGGCCAGUUCCUGCCCUACUUCAUCCCGGGCUUCGCGUCCUACUUCACGCCCCAGCUCCCCGGGGCCGUGCAGGGCGCCUACCUCCCGCCCGUCUGCGGCGUGGAGAGCCUCUUCCCCUACGGGCCCGCCGUGCCCCCGGGCCUGGCCGGCCUGGCCCCGGGCGCCCUGCUCACGCAGUACCAGCAGAGCCUGCAGGACUCCCUGCAGAAGCAGCAGAAGCAGCAGCAGCAGCAAGACCCGCUGCCGCAGAAGCCCGGCCUGGCCAAGGCGCCCAAAGUGGAGAUCAGCGACCCGUCGCCCGGCCCCGGGGAGGCCGCGGACCCCAAGGAAGACCAGGCCGCCGCCGCCGCCGCGGCUGAAAGCACAAAGGAAGAACCACCCCGGGCCGAGCCCAAGAGCGCGGACUUUGCAGACACUUACGUCGUCCCGUUCGUCAAGUAUGAGUUCCUGUGCAGGAAGUGCCAGAUGAUGUUCACCGAUGAAGACGCCGCGGUCAGCCACCAGAAGUCCUUCUGCUACUUCGGCCAGCCGCUGACGGACGCCCAGGAGACCGUGCUCCGCGUCCCCGUCAGCAGAUACCAGUGUCUCGCCUGCGACGUGGCCGUCGGUGGGAAUGAAGCCCUCAGCCAACACCUCCAGUCCAGCUUGCACAAAGAGAAAACAAUCAAACAAGCAAUGAGCAAUGCCAAAGAGCAUGUUAGAUUAUUACCUCACUCAGUCUGCUCCCCUCGCCCUAACACCACAUCUACCUCGCCGUCUGCAGCUUCUUCGAAUAACACCUACCCUCAUCUCUCUUGCUUCCCCGUGAAGUCCUGGCCCAAUAUCCUUUUCCAAGCGUCCGCCAGGAAAGCUGCUUCUUCCCUGUCCUCCCCUCCCUCCCCGUCCUUGCCUUCAACGGUUACCUCAAGUCUGUGCAGCACCUCAGGGGUUCAAACCUCACUACCCACAGAAAGUUGUUCAGAUGAGUCUGACAGUGAGCUGAGCCAGAAGCUGGAAGACUUAGAUAAUUCUUUGGAAGUCAAGGCUAAGCCCGCUUCUGGCCUAGAUGGGAAUUUCAAUAGCAUUCGAAUGGAUAUGUUCAGUGUGUAG
Messenger RNA from Pipistrellus nathusii (Nathusius's pipistrelle), 11445 nucleotides. NCBI's taxonomy places the organism in Eukaryota, Metazoa, Chordata, Mammalia, Chiroptera, Vespertilionidae. The record is from the annotation of a GenBank genome assembly.